AAAUAUUAUCAAGGCUUAUGCCGAAAACAUUUACGUUUGGCAGAAACCAACAGCCGAUGGCAAAUAUUUUGUGAAUAACUAUAGCCAUAUUUUUUUUAAGAUCGGUUCACAAAGUUGUUUUAAAAGAGAGUAUUCAAAAGACUUAAACCAUGUCUUCCCCUUCGCCGGGAAAGCGAAGGAUGGAUACUGACGUUGUAAAACUCAUUGAAAGCAAUCAUGAAGUAACUAUACUUGGUGGACUAAAUGAAUUUGUAGUGAAGUUUUUUGGACCUAAAGAAACGCCAUAUGAAGGUGGUAUUUGGAAGAUAAGAGUGGAUUUGCCAGACAAAUAUCCUUUCAAGUCACCAUCUAUUGGUUUCCUUAAUAAAAUAUUUCAUCCUAACAUUGAUGAAGCGUCUGGUUCUGUGUGUUUGGAUGUUAUCAAUCAAGCGUGGACAGCUUUGUAUGACUUGAAUAAUGUGUUUGAGUCGUUUUUGCCGCAAUUACUUGCAUAUCCGAAUCCAGUGGAUCCUUUAAAUGGAGACGCAGCUGCACUGUAUCUUCAUAAACCAGAAGAUUAUAAAAAUAAGAUAAAAGAUUAUGUAAAGAAAUAUGCCUCGGCUGAUGUGAUGGCAGAGCAAGAAAAAGACGACAUGUCGACGUCGUCAGAGAGUUCUUUAAGUGACUUUUCUGAAGACGAGGCUGCAGAUAUGGAGUUGUAACGUGUUGUUUUUAUAAGUUGAUAUUUCUCACUCGUCAUUUUUAAAAAACCUUUUUGUGCCUGCCUUUUUUAGUUGGAAAGCUUUCGUUUCGUUAAACAAUUUGACGUAAAUCACACUUUUCAUAGUUUCAAUGUCGGUUGAUAAUUCAUCCAUUUCUUUAGGUUUUUUCUUAAUGAAUUUUAAAUCAUAUAGCACAGUUGGGCGUGAUUUUCUGUGAAUAUUCUUUUUGAAACGGUGAACAAUUAGGGAUAUACUACGCAAAGUGCUUGCACUGUAAGUGAUUGUCUUGUUUAUCGUUGCCUCGAUUAUUAUCAACGUGAAUUCUACACCAUUAGGUACGCAUUGAUGAUUUUUACGUUCUUGAAUUUUAUUUGAAGGCGUCUGCGGUUCUGAAACUUUAUUUCCAAUUUUUCGAAACUACGUCUGUCUUAGAUUUUAAUAUUUCUUUCAAACUUGCAGUUGUAACAGUGCUUGUACUGAGAGAAGUUUUUUUGUAUAUAAUGUAUAUAUAAUUUUUUUUAGUAGGUGUGGGCAUGGUUGCUCACAUAACCAGUUUUUCGAAACCUAAGAUCGCGUACAAUUCGUGGUUGUUAGAAUCUUUUUUUACUUAUAAGGAAAAAAAAAGUCGUUUAAUCAUGAAUUAGAGUAUUCGCCUCCUUGAAAUGAACGAGGGAUGAUAUUAAAAUGACCGGCGUAUAACCUACACAUCAAAAAAGCCUGCAUAUAAUCGGCAUACAAAUCCGUGUUUUUGUUGCGUUUGUUCGUCAAUUUGAAAAGUAGUUAUUUUGAUGUCUUUUUCAAUCUGGAUAUUAUUUAAUUCUUAGAUUUAUUGAUACAUAGCAAAAUAUUUACGUCUGUUUAUACAUAUAUAUUUUGAGAAAAUAUAGGUACUCUUAAUGUGACCACGUUGUGCACGACGUACUAGACUGGUUGCAACAACGUAUUCGAGGCUAGUUUUGCUGGAUGAGGAAAGUUAUAGUCCAGUCUAGUUAUUGCAUCCCGGUAUGAUGUUUCUUUUAAUUUAUUUGCUCGCAUAAUUCAUGACCAGAUAUAAUUUAUCUUACUUCAUCUUGUAUUUUAUUGACCAUAUUGUACUUUUAAUUUUCUUUCAAACAUGGCGAAGAAGUAAGUUUUCAGAAGUGUUUUAAAGAAUCUUCAUAGCUUGCACUUUUUUGCAUAUUUAUUUGUUUUUCAUCCUUCCAAUAGUAAAGCAGCUCUUAAGCGAAAGUACCAGAGCUUUUAUACUAUUUGAACAGAAUAUAUACUUGAUUUUUUCCGUUUCACUUGCCAUUGGCUCGUUUUUCUUGCGUUAUACUUCCCAUUGGUUCGUUUCUCAUGGGUUUUACUUCUGAUUGGCUCGUUUUUAUUUCGUGUUAUUUGAUUGACUAGGUUUUUUAAAGUUUAGAAUAUACAAUUAUCAAUCACUUUAAAGUGCUUUGUUUUCGUUUAUGCCUUUUCUUUGUAUUUAAAAUUUAAAAGAAACGUAAUAUUAUCCGGACAUUGUAAUACUGAAAUAACUGACUUGGAAUUCAAAUAAAUAAUAUUUAAAAAACA
Messenger RNA from Hydractinia symbiolongicarpus, 2255 nucleotides. RefSeq names its product ubiquitin-conjugating enzyme E2 H. The coding region runs from base 150 to 701 and encodes 183 amino acids. Gene Ontology annotation, molecular function: ubiquitin conjugating enzyme activity. Gene Ontology annotation, cellular component: nucleus. NCBI's taxonomy places the organism in Eukaryota, Metazoa, Cnidaria, Hydrozoa, Anthoathecata, Hydractiniidae. The record is from RefSeq and is a predicted model, not a curated record. Gene Ontology annotation, biological process: protein polyubiquitination; ubiquitin-dependent protein catabolic process. The transcript has 7 exons.